This is a messenger RNA of Pochonia chlamydosporia 170, 1464 nucleotides long. RefSeq names its product cytochrome p450 protein. The transcript has a single exon. Gene Ontology annotation, molecular function: oxidoreductase activity, acting on paired donors, with incorporation or reduction of molecular oxygen; iron ion binding; heme binding. Lineage: Eukaryota; Fungi; Ascomycota; Sordariomycetes; Hypocreales; Clavicipitaceae. The coding region runs from base 1 to 1464 and encodes 487 amino acids. The record is from RefSeq and is a predicted model, not a curated record.
AUGAACCUCAUUUUAACAGUAUUUGCCAUCGGUGCACUCUAUAUCGCUAUUCGGCUGGUGUACAAUGUCUUCCUCCACCCACUCCGUCGCUUCCCCGGCCCUCUCACCAACCGGGCAUCCGUCCUCCCAAAGACAUAUCACCUUCUAAGCGGCACGCUCCCAUUUCAUAUCACAGACAUGCACAACAAAUAUGGCCCAAUCAUCCGUAUUGCACCAAAUGAACUAGCUUUCAUCAACCCACAGGCUUGGAGAGAUAUCUACGCCCGCAAGCCUGGCACACACGAACUUCCACACGACAUGAAAUACUACAAUGCCACGGACAUCACCACAACAUCUCUACUUAGCUCCCACCGAGAAAGUCACGACAUAACGAGGAAGUUACUAGCUCCGGGAUUCAGCGAGCGCGCAUUGAUGGCCCAAGAACCGGUCCUAGACACGUAUGUGUCUCUACUAAUGAGACGCCUACGUGAGAACUGCACCAACUCUAACGGCGAUUCCGUCCCUGUUGACAUGACAAAAUGGAUGGCCUAUACUACAUUCGACUUAAUAGGGAAUCUAGCAUUUGGGUCCGACUUUGGCUGUCUAAGCAGAAGCGGCUACCACCCGUGGGUUAAACUCAUCCUUGGAACAGUGAAAAACAUGAGCAGGAUACAUGCUCUCAAGGCACUCGGCAUUCUACGGGUAGCAAUCUUCUUUAUGAGAAAGUUGAAAGUUGGAGAAAGGGAGCUAGCUCUGCACGUAGAGUUGACCAAGUCCAAAACCCGGCAGCGGGUGGAGCUGGGAACCGGAAGAAAUGACUUCUUGGACGGCUUAAUCAAGAGUGGGAUGGCCAUGGACGAACUUGUAGAGAAUGGGAGUUUGUUAAUCGUCGCAGGGAGCGAAACAAGUGCCACCUUGCUGACGGGGGCGCUGUAUCUUCUCACCGCUAAUCCCGGCGUCAUGGAAAAGUUGAAGAACGAAGUACGGGGCUUGUUCGAGACGGAAGGCGACAUUACACUUACAACUGUGAAUAAGUUGUCCUACUUGACGGCCGUAUUACAGGAGAGUUUGAGGUGUUAUCCGCCAGUGGCGGGAGCAGCUCCACGACUUACACCUAAGGGAGGCGCAGAAAUCGCCGGGACGUUUGUACCUGCAGGCACGACAGUAAGUGUCUGGCAAUGGGCAGCGUAUCACGAUUCGGAAUACUUUGAGGAUCCAUACUCCUUCUGUCCAGAGCGGUUUGCCAAUCCUGGCGUGGGGAGGCAUAAGAAUGACAGGCUGGAUGUGGUUAAUCCGUUCUUGGUUGGGCCGCGGAACUGCAUUGGACAGAACUUGGCAUAUGCGGAGAUGAGGUUGAUUCUGGCGCGGUUGACCUGGGCGUUUGAUUUACGGAUUGAAGAGGAUGGGAAGGGCUGGUUGGAGGGACAGAAGAAUUAUUUGUUUUGGGAGAAGCCGCCUUUGCAGAUGUAUUUGACACCAGUGUGA